This is a messenger RNA of Thlaspi arvense, 1398 nucleotides long. The record is from the annotation of a GenBank genome assembly. Lineage: Eukaryota; Viridiplantae; Streptophyta; Magnoliopsida; Brassicales; Brassicaceae.
AUGAUUUACACGGCGAGAGCUUCGCUUCUCGGCUCUACCUGCAAGCUACGCUAUUCUUUCUGCGUUUCAUGUGAUUCCCUCGCUCCCCUGUUGAGAAAUCUGAGCACAGCUGCGGAGAGAUUGGGUUUCGCAAACCCUAGUUAUGGAUAUCCGACGGGUAGUUCCUCUUCAGAUCACACUGGCUAUAUAAAUAGAGAUCAAUGCCUUGGUGGGUUUCAGCAGGAUUCAUAUGGGCGGAGCUUAAACCCAGAGCAUCGCACUGUUUCUGGGCAGAAUCUGAAUGGGUUUAAUCAGAACGGAUACAAUCAGUAUCAAAGUGGGAGUUAUGGGGAAAGUAGUGAAAUCAUUAAAGCUAGUGAUGGUUAUGAUAAUGGCAAUGUAAUUCCACAGGAGACUGCCGGUUUUGCUCACUCUCAGUCUUUUUGGAACGCACCAAGUCGGAGUUGGGACUCUUACGAUGGUGGACAGAGACAGGCGUGGACGAGUCCUGACGCGAAUGACUCGCGAGUCCAGUCUCUUGACAAGGGAAGUGCACGUUUUCAGCAAGAUCAUAAUAGUGGCCAUGGCUCGUUGGACGAAUUGGAUGCGAUUUGCAGAGAAGGGAAGGUGAAAACAGCAGUUGAUAUCAUCAAAACAUGGAGGAACGAGGGUUAUAUUGUGGAUAUACCAAGACUUUUGUGGCUUGCACAGCUAUGCGGGGAUGCACAGGCUUUACAAGAAGCCAGAGUUGUUCAUGAGUUUAUUAGUUCUUCGGUUUCCCUUUCAGAUAUCAGCGUUUUCAACUCGAUGAUAGAUAUGUACUCUGGUUGCGAGUCAGUGGAAGACGCGUUAACCGUUUUCAACGCUAUGCCCUGGAAGAACUCGGAGACUUGGUGCGCUAUGAUAAGGUGUUUAGCCAAGAAUGGGCAAGGGGAAGACGCCAUUGAUAUGUUCUGUCGUUUUAAGGAAGAAGGAAACAGACCCGGUGGCGAAAUGUUCAAAGAGGUCUUCUUUGCUUGCGGUGUUCUUGGUGACAUUAACGAGGGGAUAUUGCACUUUGAGUCGAUGAUCAAAGACUACGGGAUCAUCCCUUGUGUGGAACAUUACGUGAGCCUCGUUAAAAUGUUGGCGGAGCCUGGUUAUUUAGAUGAAGCAUUGGGAUUUGUUGAAUCCAUGGAACCAAAUGUUGAACUGUGGGAAACAAUGAUGAAUCUUUCACGGGUUCACGGGGAUUUAGAGCUCGGUGACCGGUGUCAAGGUAUGGUCGAGCAGCUUGAUGCAAGUAGACUGAAGAAAGAGUCAAAGGCGGGUCUUGUACCGGUCAAGUCAUCAGACUUAGCGAAAGAGAAAUUACAGAAAAUGGCGAGAGGGGAGAAGCGUGUGGCUAGAUAUCAUUUCAGUUUUGCACUAGGAGGAUAA